This is a messenger RNA of Aspergillus glaucus CBS 516.65, 1830 nucleotides long. RefSeq names its product histidine phosphatase family protein. NCBI's taxonomy places the organism in Eukaryota, Fungi, Ascomycota, Eurotiomycetes, Eurotiales, Aspergillaceae. Bases 24 to 1643 code for a protein of 539 amino acids. The transcript is spliced from 3 exons. Gene Ontology annotation, molecular function: acid phosphatase activity. The record is from RefSeq and is a predicted model, not a curated record.
GUACGGAGUAGCCAGUGGUCGAAAUGCAAUUGCUAAAUUCGCCCACAGCGGCGCUCCUCGCCACAGCCCUUGUAGGACUUGAUCCCGCCGCAGCUACUGCAAGUUCAUCAUCUGCAGGAGCAUCCGCACCCACCGGCGCAACAUAUGCCUCCAACUUCGACAUCACCACAAGCUGGGGCAACCUAAGCCCCUACGCCGACAGCCCGGGCUUCAACGUUCCAAACGGCGUCCCCCAUGGCUGCGAACUAACACAAGUGCACAUCCUCCACCGCCACGCGCAACGCUACCCAACACCCUACGACCUCGACGGCCUGGGCAUGCAGAAAUUCGCGCAGAAGCUCAAGAACUACACUGCGCGGCAUCCGCAUAGGACGCUGGCGCGUGGGCCGCUGGCGUUCUUGAAUGAUUGGGAGUAUAUUAUGGGUGAGGAUGAGUUGCUGGGUAGUGGUGCUGCGACGGAGGCGACGUCCGGGGCUGAUGCGUGGGGGAGGUAUGGAAGGUUGUUGUAUCGGGCUGGGGCUGGGGUUGCGGGGUGGAGUGAGGGGUUGAAUGUUUUUGGGAAUGGGACGAGGAGGGCGAAGCCGGUGUUUAGGACUACGUCGCAGGCGCGGAUUUUGGAGAGUGCGCGGUGGUGGUUGGGCGGCUUCUUUGGUAACUCCGGUGCCAACAGCUCAUACUCGCAGUACGAUCUCGUCGUCAUCCCCGAAGUCGACCCAUUCAACAACACCCUCGCCUCAUACGAUUCCUGUCCCGGUGACUCUCGCGAAGGCUACCAAGGAGACACAGCCGCAGAAUCCUUCCUCCCCGCCCUAACCCACUCCGCCAUAUCCCGCCUAUCCCGCUACCUCCCAAAAGACCUCUCCCUAACCCCCUCCGACAUCCUCGCCAUGCUCAACAUGUGCCCCUACGAAUAUGCAACCUACAGCACCCACCCCUCCCCCUCGCCCUUCUGCACCCUCUUCACAGAACAAGAAUGGAAAGACUACGAGUACAUCCUCGACCUGCAGUUCUACGGGAACUACGGGUUCGGCGCCUCAACAGGUCGUGCACAGGGGAUAGGCUACGUCCUCGAACUCGCCGCACGACUACAAUCGAAACUCAUCCAUGAGAGCGAUACGAGUAUCAAUGUGACAUACGACAACAACGAAAAGACGUUCCCGCUCGGUCAGCCAUUGUAUAUGGACAUGUCGCAUGACGACAUCAUCGUCUCCGUCCUCACAGCCCUGGGACUGGAGUACUUCAAAUACGGCCCUACCGGCCUCCCAGCGGCGAAUAUAACCCACGCCCCAUCAAACCGCACAUUCAACCUUAACAAUCUCACACCCUUCGGCGCACGCCUAAACACCGAAGUCUGGAGUUGUCCAUCCCGGGAUUCUAUUAAACACUUGGAUCCCGUGCUGUACUCGAACCCGGAUCUUUCCGGGAGAAAAAACACAACGGAGUAUAUCCGGUUUAUGUUGAAUAAUGCACCUGUUCCGGUUGAUGGGUUGAAGGGGUGUGAGAAGGGGGUUAAUGGGUUCUGUGCUGUGAAGGAUUUUGUGGCUGCGGUGCCGGGGUUGAAGAGGGAUGCAGAGUAUCAGUUUGCUUGCUUUGGGAAGCAUGAUGCUGGGGGGAGACAAGUUGGGGAUGGGAAGCCUGAGUAAUUGCUGUAAAUAGAAAUGUUGGUCAAAUGUUGGAGAAAGUGAAUGAAGCAGUGGCAUGUAUAUAUAUUCAGUACUGUCACGGAUCUCAGCCAGGAUAAUGGAACAUCAACUCAUGUGCUCUACCUAGGUAGCUAUCGACGAGAAUAAUCAACAUGAGGAAAGAAGAAGAAUGAUGUGCCAUCAGCGU